AUGGCAAUCUCUCCGAAGGUAUACACCUGGCUGUGCGGUUUCUUCGCCGCCCUGGGCUCUGUCACGUUUGGAUAUGACUUGGGUAUCAUCGCCUCGGUUUUGCCCUCGGAAGACUUUCUCGCCACGACCGGAAACCCGGACUCCACCGCGCAAGGGCUCAUCGUCGGCUGCCUCCUCCUCGGCGCAUUCGCGUCGAACAUCUACGUCGGCUCGCUCGCGGACGCAGUCGGGCGCCGCCUCGCCAUCCUCUCCGGCUGCGUCGUCUUCCUCAUCGGGGGCUCCUUCCAGGCCGCGGCGCAGAAUAUCCAUUACAUGUAUGGCGGGCGGUUCCUCGCGGGGAUGGGCAUCGGCAUGCUCGCGAUGCUCGCGCCACUGUACCAGGCGGAGAUUGCGCAUCCGAGUAUCCGGGGGCGCUUGACGACACUGCAGCAGUUCAUGCUCGGGAUUGGCGCGCUUAUUGCGUCGUUCAUUGGAUAUGGGUGUUUCCACGGUCUGACUGGCCAGGCGCAGUGGAGGAUUCCUUUGGCCGCCAUCCCUCUCGCGUUGUUCGUCUUGCUCCUUCCGGAGAGUCCCCGAUUCCUUGCCAUGAAGGGCCGCAACGAGGAAGCUCUGCAGGUACUCGCCCGCUUGCACGCUCACGGCGACAUCCACGACACUUUUGUCGUCAGCGAACACAAGGAGAUCCUUGCGCAAGUCCAGCUUGAGCGUCAAGAAACCCGGAACGCGUGGUCGCAGCUCUUCCUCGUCAGGAGCAACUUCCGCAGACUAGUACUCGGUGUCGCGCUUCAGUUCAGUAUUCAGAUGACGGGUGUCAGUGUCAUCCAGUACUACGCCCCGCGCAUCUUCGAGAGCAUUGGUAUCGACACGUCUACAACGCUGGGCCUCCAGUCAGGAAACUCAGUCAUCGCGCUUAUCGGAGAAGGCCUGUGCAUCUGGUUUAUUGACCGCCUUGGCCGUCGCGGUCCCUUCAUCUGGGGCAACGCGCUCUCGGGGCUGACUUUCGUGAUUGGGACGAUCAUCAUCGCGGUGUUCCCGGCCGAGGCGAACAACCACAACGCGGCCCGGACGUUCGUCGCCAUGACUUGGCUAUUCAACUUGGUCUUCUCUUCGUGCUGCGGGCCUCUGUCUUGGGCGAUUCCGGUAGAGAUGUUCAAUAGCGCGACACGGGCCAAAGCUACCGCCAUCACGUCUUCAGCGGCUUGGAUUUCUAACUUCAUGAUCGCCCAGCUCACCCCGAUUGCAUUUGACCACGUCGGCUGGAGAUUCUAUCUCGUCUUCGCCGUUUGCGGAUUCUCGAAUGCUCUGUUCUUCUGGGCUUUCCUUCCGGAGACGAAGGGCAUUCCCCUCGAAGAGCUGGAUUCCUACUUUGCCAGCGUGCCCAUCUUUGUGCCUGGGUCAAAGGUGUACGUUCCGGACGGCUUGACGCGCGAGGAGGAGCUGCGCCAAGGCAAGGUCUUUGUGCCGGAAGGCGCGGAGGUGGAAGAAGUCGUGGACGAAAAGGGCUCGGAGAAAGCCCAGAUCGAGCACAUGGCUUAA
Messenger RNA from Trametes versicolor FP-101664 SS1, 1536 nucleotides. RefSeq names its product general substrate transporter. Bases 1 to 1536 code for a protein of 511 amino acids. Gene Ontology annotation, cellular component: membrane. The transcript is spliced from 12 exons. Gene Ontology annotation, molecular function: carbohydrate:proton symporter activity. Gene Ontology annotation, biological process: transmembrane transport; carbohydrate transport. The record is from RefSeq and is a predicted model, not a curated record. Lineage: Eukaryota; Fungi; Basidiomycota; Agaricomycetes; Polyporales; Polyporaceae.